AUUGUUAAAAUUUAAAAGUAAAAAAAGCUUCCGUUGAAUGUCACAUAUAAUUAGAAAUUAUUCGCGCAUCGCAUUGCAUCUGUAUUAAUUAUUUUUACGUACCUACCUACGCAAUAACGCAUUCAUUAUUAUUAUGGAAUCAAAUCAUAUUGACGCAAACGUGGUAGGAUAAUUUUUAUUUAUAUAUUAUUUAAAGCAUAUUUCCUUGUGUCAGUGAACGCACCCGAUUUUGAUAUUCGCUCAUUCAAGUCGAGCAUCAAUCACCACACGAGUUAUUGAAUCAAAGUUAAAAACUUCUGUGGGUUUCGUUAAUUCAACUUAAACAAUUACUAGGGGAUUAUUAAAUUGAAAACUAUUUAAGUUAUUGUAAAACAAUGACUGACGUGGCGAAAAAGGUCCAAGACUACAAAGAUUCACUCAAACAAAAGGCUGAACACCUUAUAAUAAAAGGAUUCCCAGAAAAAAUAGUAAAGUUGAAUGAACUUCUAGAAACACCAAACUUCCAAAAUAGAGAUUUAGUUGAUGUUCAUCAGGAUUUAAACAUUCCAGUGCCACCCCCAGCACAAGCCGCCAACGAGCCCAAUGCUAAAAGGCCAAGAGUGGAUUCAUCAGAAGUUUCCAGCAAUUCUACAAUAGAAGGAACGAGGGUGUAUGCGCUUCCCAAUGGUAGUGUCCCUUGUAAUAAGCCUCUUUGUGACCUUAUCCACCUUGUAAAACCUCACAUCAGGGAACUUAUUGAGGAUUCAAACUUGCUUAAAAUGUGGAUUUCAUUUAUGAUUCCUAAAAUUGAGGAUGGCAACAACUUUGGGGUAUCAAUACAAGAAGACACAUUAGCAGAGGUACAAUCAGUUGAGUCCGAAGCAGCGGCAUUCUUUGAUCAAAUCUCAAGAUACUUCAUAUCAAGAGCAAAAAUUGUUUCAAAAGUCGCCAAAUAUCCACACAUUGAUGACUAUAGAAGAGCUGUUAGAGAACUGGACGAGAAAGAGUACAUCUCUCUAUGGCUUGUCAUGUGCGAGAUUCGUAACCGCUACUGCUCACUACAUGACAUAGUCAUAAAAAAUCUGGAGAAAAUAAAGAAACCCCGUUCCUCAAAUGCAGAAUCAUUAUAUUAGGAUAUAAUUUUAAUCUCAAUUGUAAUAUUAGUCACGCAAGGAUCCCUUGUGAAUUUAAGGAUAAUUCUAAAGCUAUCUUGUUUUUUAUUCACUAGGCAAUUCUCUGUAUAAUACAUAUUACUCUUCCGAUUAAAGCAAUAAUUAAAAUGGGAGACCAAGCAAACUUUCUCUUUCUUAUUUUAUCAUUGGGAAGUGUUCGAAAGAGAUGGAAUGAUGGUCAUUGCCGUGUACAGUAUCUUUAUUAAAGAAGGAUAUAACAAUAGAAGCUUGAUCAAUAUCAAAACAGGAGCACAAACUCAAGGGCACUUAUCAAGUAUUGUUUUAUAAUACAGACUCAAUUUUUUGUUUGGAAGAAAAUAAAUUAAAAUACACAGUUGGAAUUUUAUUACGAUUUUUAAUAGUAUAAUUAAUUUUGAGUAUUAUAACAAUAGAUUCAGAAUGUGUUUGUAAUUACAAAAGCUGUUGUUAAUUCAAAUAUUUUCUAGUGGGUUAAAAAUGAGAUGCUUAUGUUAUAUCAUAGUUUUGUAGCCAUUAUCAUAAAAUUGAAAACAUUUUAUUGCCUUAAAAAGGUGAUAUUUAUAACGUUAAAGUAAUUUCGGAUACAUUUUAUAGAAUAUGAAUUUUCAACCAUGAGUAAAUAAACACAAUGGACUCAAAUGGAUAUCACUGAAAAAAAUUUUUUUCACCAUGAGACUGAUAAAGGCUUUUUAAAAAUUUUUUUUUAUAUAUAAUUUUUUUGUUAUACAUACCUACUUACAUAAAAAAUAUUAGCUGCUACAAAACUCUUAUAUGACACCAACCAAUGAUGCCCAUUUAUUCCUUGUAAACUUAGUGUAAGUGCUUACUAUUGUAUUAUCUGUUUCAACUUAAUUUAUUUAAUAUUGAUAAAAUUGAGUUAAGUGCCUAAUCGGAAAAUAUUUCCACAUUGACAUUAAAAAUAUAGCUGUCACAUGUUCCAUAGAUAUGUUCAUGAUCAAGAUUUACAAAAUUGCAAUAAAUACAUUUGUAUGAAUGUGAA
Colias croceus (clouded yellow) is the source of this 2130-nucleotide messenger RNA. It is a transcript of the gene REG, whose product is annotated as proteasome activator complex subunit 3. Bases 375 to 1112 code for a protein of 245 amino acids. Gene Ontology annotation, biological process: positive regulation of endopeptidase activity; regulation of G1/S transition of mitotic cell cycle; regulation of proteasomal protein catabolic process. NCBI's taxonomy places the organism in Eukaryota, Metazoa, Arthropoda, Insecta, Lepidoptera, Pieridae. The transcript has 5 exons. The record is from RefSeq and is a predicted model, not a curated record. Gene Ontology annotation, molecular function: endopeptidase activator activity. Gene Ontology annotation, cellular component: nucleoplasm; cytoplasm; proteasome activator complex.